Penicillium cataractarum is the source of this 999-nucleotide messenger RNA. RefSeq names its product DUF1183 domain protein. The transcript has a single exon. NCBI's taxonomy places the organism in Eukaryota, Fungi, Ascomycota, Eurotiomycetes, Eurotiales, Aspergillaceae. The record is from RefSeq and is a predicted model, not a curated record. Bases 1 to 999 code for a protein of 332 amino acids. Gene Ontology annotation, biological process: regulation of store-operated calcium entry. Gene Ontology annotation, cellular component: endoplasmic reticulum membrane.
AUGCACUGGAUAUCACUAGGACUACCGACGCUGCUCCUGGCCUCGCUAGCCGCAUGCGACAGAUCGCAAAAACCACCGGGCAAAGAUGCAAUCCUCUUAUCCAACGUCAAAACCUUAACACUACGCGGCAACCGCGAAACAACCUCUCGGCGUGUGUCUCCCAUCCCCCAGCUGAGCUGUGUCGGCCCUUCCAAGAGAAUAUGCGAUCUCUACCAAAUUGAUAUAAUGCGUUGCACGAAUGAUGGCUAUGACUACGAUGCCGAAGAUGUACAAUGGACAUGUACAGCCUCACUGCCGCCCGAGUUCAAGCUCGGUGCAACGGACGUCGUUUGCGAAGGGUAUCGGAGUUCAGAAGAUAAGUGGGUGCUUAAAGGUAGCUGCGGUGUUGAAUACCGUAUGCUCCUGACGGAUCAAGGGGAGAAGAGGUUUGGAAAGGCUACUGAUGACUACGAGUGGUCCUCCUUGUUUGGAAACACAAAGAAGACAUCGGGACGUGGCUGGAAGAAGGCGGUGGAGACUGUUGGAGACGUCCUGUUCUUUGGUUUCUUCGCUGCCGUUUUUCUAUUCAUUGCUGGACGGUUCCUUUUUGAAUGCCUUGGUCUACGGGGGAAUCAAAGAGGCAGGACUACUGGACGGAGAUGGGGAUGGGGAGGAGGCGGCGGCGGAGGUGGUGGUGAUGGCCGUGGUUAUCCAGGGCCUCCACCUCCCUACAGCAGCUCCUGUGCUGAUGACAGCUCCAGCUUCGGAUUUGGAAGUCGACCUGCAACGCAGGGCUGGCGACCGGGUUUCUGGACGGGAGCAAUGGGUGGCGCUGCAGCGGGAUAUGAAAUGGGCCGCCGUGCUGGUAAUAAUAACCAUGCCUCGUCUCGACAAGGAGGAUCAUUUUUCGGUCGACAAAAUAAUUACGACGCUGGAGAGAGCAGCUCGCAGACACGUUCGUCGCCCUCGUUCUCAACCACGUCAACCAGCACUGGGUUUGGGUCGACAAGACGUAGGUAG